This is a messenger RNA of Rhodamnia argentea, 1531 nucleotides long. RefSeq names its product probable protein phosphatase 2C 21. Gene Ontology annotation, molecular function: cation binding; protein serine/threonine phosphatase activity. The coding region runs from base 250 to 1299 and encodes 349 amino acids. Lineage: Eukaryota; Viridiplantae; Streptophyta; Magnoliopsida; Myrtales; Myrtaceae. Gene Ontology annotation, biological process: protein dephosphorylation. The transcript has 11 exons. The record is from RefSeq and is a predicted model, not a curated record.
GGUGGAGGCGCGGAUUGGAUUGGUUCAACAAUUUUCGAUCUUCAUUCGGCAGCUUUGAAGCUCUUGGUUUGAGCUGAAGUGCGAUAUUGAGUUCAUUUGUUAAGUGCGCAGCUUUCAGUGUGAUGUGUGUAUGUACGGAUGAUGAACUUGGAGCUGUACCGGCUUGCUGGCACUCAGCAGUCCGUUCAACUCUUGGUUGCAGAUUCUUGGGGAGUCGAGUCGAUUAAGUAUUAGUCCUUUGAGCAGGAUAUGGGCAUAUACCUCAGCUCUCCGAAAACUGACAAGUUCUCAGAAGAUGGUGGGAAUGACAGGCUUUCUUAUGGGCUGUCCUCCAUGCAAGGGUGGCGCGCAACCAUGGAAGAUGCACAUGCAGCUUAUCCAGAUCUUGAUGAUUCCACGUCUUUCUUUGGAGUCUAUGAUGGUCAUGGAGGCAAAGCAGUUGCUAAGUUUUGUGCGAAGUAUCUCCAUCAGCAGGUACUCAAGCAUGAAGCUUAUGCUGCUGGAGAUUUGAGCACUCCUGCACGGAGAGCUUUUCUCAGAAUGGAUGAAAUGAUGCGUGGGCAAAGAGGGUGGAGGGAAUUGGCAAUAUUGGGAGAUAAGAUAGACAAGUUUUCUGGAAUGAUAGAAGGAUUCAUUUGGUCUCCCAGGAGCACUGACACCAAUGAGCAGACUGGUGAUUGGCGCUCCGAAGAGGGGCCUCACUCUGAUUUUCCUGGACCCACUUGUGGAAGCACUGCUUGUGUCGUGAUCAUUCGAGACAAACAAUUGACUGUAGUAAAUGCUGGCGAUUCUCGUUGCGUGCUAUCUCGGAAGGGUCUGGCAUGCAAUUUGUCUAAAGAUCACAAGCCUGACCUUGAGAUUGAGAGAGAGAGAAUUCUUCAAGCUGGGGGUUUCAUUCAAGUUGGACGGGUCAAUGGAAGUUUGAACCUAACAAGAGCUAUUGGAGAUGUGGAAUUCAAGCAGAACAAAUCACUCCCAGCUGAAAGGCAGAUUGUAACUGCAAAUCCUGACAUAACUACCUUUGAGCUCUGCGAAGAUGAUGAGUUCCUUGUAAUAGCAUGCGACGGAAUAUGGGAUUGCAUGUCAAGCCAGCAGCUGGUGGACUAUGUUAGGGAACAGUUACAUACGGAAAGCAAACUUUUAGCUAUCUGCGAGAGAGUCUUCCAGAGAUGUUUGGCACCCUCUGCUGGCGGCGAAGGAUGCGACAACAUGACCAUGAUUCUAGUUCAGUUUAAAAAGUCCUCUCCAUCCAGUAGUUCUGAUGGAAGUGCAAUCUGCGGCGUCCGAUCAACUCUCUGAGCCGGUCAUGUGUUUGGAAGAGUCGGAAGUGAAUGUCCGAGCCCUUUAACAAAUGGAAGGCCCACCUAUCCCAGAGGGUCUAGGAGAACAUGGUUUUAGAUCCGACACCUUCAGGUAGAGAACUCCGGCACUUUUCUCGUAAACCAGUUUCUUCUUUUCUCGAGUAAGGGUUGACGAGCAUGUGCGAGAAGCCCUGCUGCGGAUGCAUCUCCUUCAUGCAUCACUAUAAGAG